Molecule: messenger RNA, 2997 nt
Organism: Salmo salar (Atlantic salmon)
Lineage: Eukaryota; Metazoa; Chordata; Actinopteri; Salmoniformes; Salmonidae
Product: adenylosuccinate synthetase isozyme 2
Biological process (GO): IMP metabolic process; 'de novo' AMP biosynthetic process
Cellular component (GO): cytoplasm
Molecular function (GO): adenylosuccinate synthase activity; GTP binding
Source: RefSeq, a predicted model, not a curated record
UAUGGACAACAAAUACAUUUUUCUCAAACCUGGCAACCUCGUUUCCCGCUAAUUUUAUCUUCCGGAUUUAAGCAAAGAGCAUGGCAGCAGAUAGCACAAUGUGUAAUGGCGAAGAAACGGCCUCCAUGAACGGAGAGCCAGUUUUUAAGCGACAUCGGGAGAGUGGACAGGUCGAGUCCCUGCGGAUUCCGAAGGAACCUCGGAAUAAAGUAACCGUGGUCCUCGGUGCGCAAUGGGGAGACGAGGGAAAGGGGAAAGUGGUUGACCUGCUAGCGCUGGACGCGGAUUUAGUAUGCAGGUGUCAGGGAGGUAACAAUGCAGGCCACACAGUGGUGGUGGACUCUGUGGAGUAUGACUUCCACUUGUUGCCCAGUGGAGUGCUCAACAAGAAGGCUGUCUCAUUUAUUGGGAACGGGGUUGUGAUACACCUGCCUGGCCUCUUCGAGGAGGCUGAAAAGAACCUGCAGAAAGGCAACGGACUGCAAGGAUGGGAGAAGCGGUUAAAGAUAUCUGACCGUGCACACAUUGUGUUCAACUUCCACCAAGCUGUUGAUGGGAUCCAGGAACAACAGAGACAGCUACAGGCGGGAAAGAAUUUGGGAACCACCAAAAAGGGCAUUGGACCUGCCUAUUCUUCCAAAGCUGCUCGCAAUGGACUGCGAGUCUGUGACCUUGUGUCUGAUUUCACUGUCUUUGAGGAGAAGUUCCGUGUGUUGGCAGGGCAUUUCCUGACUAUGUACCCCAACCUAAAUGUUGACAUUGACAAUGAGCUGCAACAACUGAAGGUGUAUGCUGAGAGGUUGCAGCCCCUUGUCACCGAUGGGGUGUACUUCAUGCACAAGGCCCUCACUGGGCCCAGUAAGAAGAUUCUGGUGGAGGGAGCCAAUGCAGCCCUCUUGGAUAUUGACUUUGGCACCUACCCGUUUGUGACAUCCUCUAACUGCACUGCUGGGGGGGUGUGCACUGGCCUGGGUGUGCCCCCGUCCUAUGUGGGGAGAGUGUAUGGUGUGGUCAAGGCCUACACCACCCGGGUGGGCGUUGGAGCUUUCCCCACUGAGCAGGACAAUGAGGUUGGAAACUUGUUGCAGUCCAGAGGGAGGGAGUUUGGUGUGACGACGGGCCGGCGGCGCCGCUGUGGCUGGCUGGACUUGGUCCUUGUCAGAUACGCCCACAUGGUCAAUGGCUUCACUGCCAUCGCUCUGACCAAGCUUGACAUCCUCGACACGCUGCCAGAGAUCAAAGUGGGUGUGUCCUACACUGUUGAUGACGAGCCCCUUCCCAGUUUUCCUGCCAAUAUGGACGUGCUGAUGCGGGUGUCAGUGACGUACGAGACGCUACCUGGAUGGUGCUGCAGCACUGAGGAUGUGCGGUGCUUUGAGGAACUGCCCUCUCAGGCACAGAGCUACAUCCGCUUCAUCGAGGACUUCUUGCAAGUGCCAGUGAAAUGGGUUGGAGUUGGGAAAUCCAGAGAAAGCAUGAUCAAGCUGUUCUGAUCACUUUGGGAACUGAUAUCUUUUGGGUUUCUUGCCAUUACAACAGCUGCUUGGGAGAAGAAUUAUGUUGAUGAAUACUUAGAUUACUAUAAACCUUGGGUUAAAGUCCCAAAGUCUGUUCUGCAGAAAAGCAAAAACCUCACCAGCAACGUUAUUAGUGAAAUGUAUAACCUGCAUUCCAUAGCUUUUUUUUCUUCUGGUAUGACAACACAAUAUAUUGCCCAUUAUGUUCAUCCUCCGUAUGUAAUGAACAGACAGGUAAUUCAAUCUUAAACAACUGUGGCAACCAUACCAGGCUUUCAUCAACCUUUAUCAUUUCAUUGAACUAGUAAUGUUUUUACUAGUAAUGUUUUUACAACUUUGGGUUGUUUGGUUUCUUUUAAAACAAGAUUUUUUUAAAUGACUUCACCUUGCAGUUAUUUUUUACACAAUCUUUGCUUAAGGGUUGCGAUACUAGGCUAAUGUUUUUAAGGAGGCCUCAUAAUUAGGUCUUUGGAUGAGCUGGCCUGUUGUACGAAGGAAUUAUUGGCAGGAUUUUAGAUUCUAAAGGGAUGCUGUCUGAAUGCCUUGAUUUCAUAUUGAUCAUUAAGGAUCGGCCCCUUUUUUUUCUUCUAUUUUCACCUAAAAUGACAUACCCAAAUCUAACUGCCUGUAGCAAGGAUAUACAUUUUCUUGGUACCAUUUGAAAGGAAACACUUUGAAGUUUGUGGAAAUGUGAAAGGAAUGUAGGAGAAUAACACAUUAGAUAUGGUAAAAGAUAAUGUAAAAAAAAUACAUUAAUUGUAUAUAUAUAUUAUUUUUUUGUACCAUCUUUGAAAAUGCAAGAGAAAGGCAAUAAUGUAACCAGCCUCGGUGUAAUUUACAUAUUGGCCACUAGAUUUUUUAUUUUUUUUUUAGAUGGCAGCAGUGUAUGUGCAAAGUUUUAAUCUGAUCCAAUGAACCAUUGUAUUUCUGUUAAAAAUUUGUAUCAAGAUUGCCCAAAUGUGCCUAAUAUGUUUAUUAAUAACUAUGUUCAAAACUGUGCACUUGCCUCAAACAAUAGCAUGGUAUUCUUUCACUGUAAUAGCUACUGUAAAUUGGACAGUGAAGUUAGAUUAACAGGAAUUUAAGCUUUCUGCCAAUAUCAGAUAUGUCCAAGUCCUGGGAAAUGUUCGUUACAUACAACCUCAUGCUAAUCGCAUUAGCCUACGUUAGCUCAACCGUCCCGCAGGGGACCCACCAAUCCUGAAGAAGUUUUAACCUCUUAAGAGAUCAAGUACUUGUGAUUGCACACAAACACACUGGCUGAUGUUUAGAACCUGGGUGGAACUCCAUGUUAAUGUAUAUACAAACUACAAAUGUUUUCCAUUAUUUCUUUCAGUGUAAUGAAGUAAACAAUAUGCUUCUACUCACCUACAAUUAUCAAUAAAAUACAAAGUGUCAUUGCUGUUUUGUUGAUAGUAUCAUGUGUAUAUUCUUCUCUGUGGAGUAUUGUCUGCUGUCCAAUAAAAGCGGUAAUUUCCCA